Gamsiella multidivaricata is the source of this 467-nucleotide messenger RNA. RefSeq lists its product as uncharacterized. The annotation marks the transcript as partial. The transcript has a single exon. Lineage: Eukaryota; Fungi; Mortierellomycota; Mortierellomycetes; Mortierellales; Mortierellaceae. The record is from RefSeq and is a predicted model, not a curated record.
AUGGCCGCUACUCCUGACGCUCUUCAGCUCCUCACCGCCAUGGAUGCACGCAUCACUGCUAUUGAAAACGACAUUAAGAGUCUCACGACCAUCGAACCGUCUCUUCUGUUCCUACACAACCACUUUGAAUUCUUCCGAAACCUUGUUAAUGGCCUGGAUCCGAGACUAGCUAUGAUUGAGAACGCUGUAACCGUCGGUAUCCCCGCCCAAAUCCACAAGCAAACCGAGAUGGACAAGAUCGAGGUGGUUACCCAAGCUAGUAAUUUGAUCCAUGUCGCCAUCCGCGUGGACUUAGAUGAGAUCCGCCGAUCUGUUGAUACUUUCCGCCGCGAUGCUGCAGCUAAUUCGGCCACCAAGGGGGACGUCGAGGCCGCGAAGCUGUCCGCCUCCACCGCGGUCCCACAAGCGUCUUCCAGCAAGCCCAAAGUCCCACCGCCCACCGCAUUCUCUGGCAAACGAGAAGAAUG